Messenger RNA from Salmo salar (Atlantic salmon), 2278 nucleotides. The record is from RefSeq and is a predicted model, not a curated record. Lineage: Eukaryota; Metazoa; Chordata; Actinopteri; Salmoniformes; Salmonidae.
UUUAGCCGCACCCCUCCCCCCAUUCAGCCAGUCUGGUGGCUGUUCCUGUGUGUUUACUACACGGACCACGCAGCAGCAGACACUUGGUUUCACAUGCACCCAACUCACAACAGCUAGCUAAGCUAAAACACUUUCUAGUUCCAUCUGAAAGAGAAUCUCCAACAAUCCAACAUGCCCAAGAGAAAGGGAGCUGCUGGAGACGCCAAGGAGGAGCCCCAGAGGAGAUCCGCUCGGUUAUCGGCGAAACCAGCCCCAGCCAAGGCUGAACCCAAGGCCAAGAAGGAGAAACCAGCGAAGAAAGAGAAGGCUGUGAACGACAAGAAGGAGGAGAAGAAAACUAAGAAGGCAGCGGCGAAGGAGAACGCGGAGGCUGAAGCUGCUGAGGAGAACCACUCUGAGAACGGAGACGCCAAGACCAACCAGAUGGAGGAUGCUCCCGAGGCGGAGAAGGAGGAAGCCAAGUCUGAGUAGCAACACUGCCGACCCCGACCCCUGACCUCCGACCCCAAACCCCCAGCCUGCCCCAGUGUCCGUGGUCCCCCUCCAAGGCGUAUUGUUAACAGAGGAAUAUUUUUAUCAGUGAUUUUAUAAGUAUACUAUCUACUGUCCGUACAGAUUUUUAGCACAAAGCAAAGCUGAGUAAUAUGAUGCAGAUCUGCAGCGGUCAUAUCAACAAAGUGUCUGCAGGCAAGAUGAACACACUAAAAUCUUUUUUAAUUAAACAGCAUUUCAUGAUUGUGUAGGAAGGAAAGCGCGUCCCAUAGUGAGUGGUGUGUUCCUGUUUCCCCCCCUUCUCCACAGUUAGUUCCACCUGGUUAAUGAACUGUUUUAAUCCCGUCUGUUCUGUGCAGUGAGUUCCUUUUGCUUUGUCUAAAUGUUCCUGUUUUUACAUGAAACAUGUUCUAAGCGUGUUGAAAGUGUGUUGUCCAAUAAGAAAGAGGAAAGAGGAUCAUGAGAAAAAAUUCCGGGCACAGUGACAUGCGUGUGUCUCCUAGGCAACCCUGUAACAGUGACAUGCGUGUGUCUCCUAGGCAACCCUGUAACAGUGACAUGCGUGUGUCUCCUAGGCGAACCUGUAACAGUGACAUGCGUGUGUCUCCUAGGCGACCCUGUAACAGUGACAUGCGUGUGUCUCCUAGGCAACCCUGUAACAGUGACAUGCGUGUGUCUCCUAGGCGAACCUGUAACAGUGACAUGCGUGUGUCUCCUAGGCGACCCUGUAACAGUGACAUGCGUGUGUCUCCUAGGCGACCCUGUAACAGUGACAUGCGUGUGUCUCCUAGGCAACCCUGUAACAGUGACAUGCGUGUGUCUCCUAGGCGAACCUGUAACAGUGACAUGCGUGUGUCUCCUAGGCGACCCUGUAACAGUGACAUGCGUGUGUCUCCUAGGCGACCCUGUAACAGUGACAUGCGUGUGUCUCCUAGGCGACCCUGUAACAGUGACAUGCGUGUGUCUCCUAGGCAACCCUGUAACAGUGACAUGCAUGUCUCCUAGGCGACCCUGUAACAGUGACAUGCGUGUGUCUCCUAGGCAACCCUGUAACAGUGACAUGCGUGUGUCUCCUAGGCAACCCUGUAACAGUGACAUGCGUGUGUCUCCUAGGCGAACCUGUAACAGUGACAUGCGUGUGUCUCCUAGGCGACCCUGUAACAGUGACAUGCGUGUCUCCUAGGCGACCCUGUAACAGUGACAUGCGUGUGUCUCCUAGGCGACCCUGUAACAGUGACAUGCGUGUGUCUCCUAGGCGACCCUGUAACAGUGACAUGCGUGUGUCUCCUAGGCAACCCUGUAACAGUGACAUGCAUGUCUCCUAGGCAACCCUGUAACAGUGACAUGCGUGUGUCUCCUAGGCGACCCUGUAACAGUGACAUGCGUGUAUCUCCUAGGCGACCCUGUAACAGUGACAUCCAUGUCUCCUAGGCGACCCUGUAACAGUGACAUGCAUGUCUCCUAGGCGACCCUGUAACAGUGACAUCCAUGUCUCCUAGGCGACCCUGUAACAGUGACAUCCAUGUCUCCUAGGCGACCCUGUAACAGUGACAUGCAUGUCUCCUAGGCGACCCUGUAACAGUGACAUGCAUGUCUCCUAGGCGACCCUGUAACAGUGACAUGCAUGUCUCCUAGGCGACUACAGCAGCCGUGUGCAACAGCUUUCCAUCUUGUUGGUUUUCUAAACCCAGUUUUUUUAGAUGAGCGUUGAGGUGUGCAGGAGUCUCUGUCCCGCUGAUGUUCUGGAAUUCUCUAAUAAAACAAGUCCUGUCAAUUUUCCUCAAAA